AUGGCUGCUGAUAACAAGCACGAGGCUGUCCGCAUCGAGAAUACUUUGGGAAAGGAACACACCGUGGAUGAAUCGCACCUUGACCAAAACAUACACUUGAACGAUGCGAUACAAGCGGAAAUCGAUAAAGAUGAAAAAAGAGUUCGAAAAAUAAUCCGAAAAGUCGAUUUUCGUAUGGUUCCCAUCUUGGGUUUGUUGUACAUGUGGGCACUGAUUGAUCGAGUGAAUUUGCCAAACAUUCAAAUCGCAGGCAUGGGCAAAGAGCUUGAGACGACGAAAGGCAACCGAUACACGCUAGUCACCAUGAUCUUCUUCGUGACCUAUAUCCUCUUCGACUACCCCUCCAACAUCGCUCUUAGAAAAUUCGGCGCAGCGAAGUGGCUUGGCUUCAUCGGGACUGCGUGGGGAUGUCUGACCAUCGCCAUGGGUUUUGUGCAAUCUUGGAAGACGUUACUCGUCUGCCGUGUAAUCUUUGGUGCGCUCGAGGCCGGAAUGGCACCGGGCUGCAUUUACCUACUUGGUGCCUGGUACACACGCUACGAGGUUCAGAAACGCUUUGCAGCUUGGGCUUGCAUUGGUGUCUUCGGCUCGGGCAUAUCGUCUGCACUCGUCUACGGUAUCACUACCAUCGGCCGUGUAGGGGGGCUGAACGCCUGGCGUUGGAUCUUCAUUAUCGAAGGACUCGUCAGUGCUGCAGUUGGCAUCGUAGCCGGCAUCAUCCUUAUCGACUUUCCCGAUCGUGCGACGCGUCCUGGCAUUUUUUUCAAAAAGGGCUUCCUCACGCCUGAAGAAGCUGCGAUUGUGCUCGCACGCAUAGAGCGUGACCGGGCAGAUGCCGUUCCCGAGCCUUUCACUCGCCGCAAUGUGUUGCGCGCGUUGUCCGAUUGGAAGAUGUGGCAGUUCCCGUUCCUGCUCUUUUGCAACAACCUCACCGUUUACUCUUUUUCUUACUUCCUUCCCAUCAUCUUGCACGGGUCCAUGAACUACUCGACCAAGAUGACAUACUUCCUCACUAUACCGCCCUAUGUCUGCGCCUCAGUCUGGAUGUUCGCCAUCGGUUGUCUAAACGAUCGCCUCAAAGUGCGCGGUCCGACUAUUAUUGUACAGUCGCUUAUUAUCACACUGGGCAUAUGUUUGAUGGCCUUUGCGAGCAACGCCGGCGCGCGGUACUUUGGCGUGUUCCUGGCUGUAGGUGGCACAAACUCGAACAUCCCAACUAUAUAUGGAUAUCAACAUAACAAUCUCAGUAAGUGCAUGUCUCGUCUAUCGCGCCGCGUCGAUCAGGUACUCCGUGUCAUCCCAUGGUAG
Molecule: messenger RNA, 1308 nt
Organism: Didymosphaeria variabile
Lineage: Eukaryota; Fungi; Ascomycota; Dothideomycetes; Pleosporales; Didymosphaeriaceae
Exons: 2
Coding region: 1-1308 (435 amino acids)
Biological process (GO): transmembrane transport
Cellular component (GO): membrane
Molecular function (GO): transmembrane transporter activity
Source: RefSeq, a predicted model, not a curated record